Molecule: messenger RNA, 5647 nt
Organism: Pocillopora verrucosa
Lineage: Eukaryota; Metazoa; Cnidaria; Anthozoa; Scleractinia; Pocilloporidae
Biological process (GO): protein phosphorylation
Molecular function (GO): ATP binding; protein tyrosine kinase activity
Source: RefSeq, a predicted model, not a curated record
ACAUCUCUUUAAACUUUAAACGCAGAGGAGUUGAUCCCAGACACCGUCGUCUAGAUUUCAAUUUCUUUUUGCAAAGAACAUGUCUUCGGACGACGGUUCAAUUUUUAGUGAUUUGAGUUCGGAUGCUUCCUCACAAAUGUUGGACGAACAAUCCCAUAGAAGACCACCCAGGAAACGGAUCAAAUAUCAAAUAAACUUCAAACAUGUCAAAGGCGCUGUUGCUGUUGGGCCCCACGCAAGAGCGAGGAUCAAAGGCGAUGAACAAGUUUCUACUAAGACAGGACAACUUCUAGACAAUUCCCGAGAUGAAAAAGCGAUUUCAGAUAAUUACGAUGGAUCGCCGAAUAGAGACACAGGUCAGUAUGAAGAGAACACCCCAGGAUCAUACUGCCCGAUCAACUCUUAUCAACGCCACGAAGAAAACGGGGCAAAGUGGAACGCAAGGCCUGGAAGUGGUAUUUCAUUCAAUAGAGGGGAGCCUACGUGUAAUUUGUUCUACGAAGAUUUCUUCGAGAGCCCAGAAAAAUUCAUCCAAGACAUGGAUGAAAACGCUGGUCCACUCAAAGAUGCUAAAGAAGACCUCCUACUCCAUAGCAUCCUUCCCUUUCUGGAAGAAACGUGGGGAAAAUGUCCUUCUUCCAAUGAAGAAGUAUAUGAAAAUCUGGCCAAAAUUUCUUGCAGUGCAAAAUGUGGCAAAGCCGUAAGCCAGGCACUUCAAUUGCUUCUUCAAUUGAUCUGCAAGGACAACUUUGACAACUGCUACAUCAAUUUACUGGUUGUGGAGGCAAUUAUAAGAUCAUCAAUACUCUCCUCCGAGGGGUUGUUUAGAAGAGGCAGGGUUGACUCAAAAAGAGAAAUUCGAGAGCUUAAGCUGACGGUGUACAGCCGUAUUAUCUCCUUGCUAGUUACGCAUCAAGCUCUGAAAGGUGAUUCGUCCAUGAAUUGUUUGGAACAAGAUUUGAAAAAGAUAAAGGAUGAGCUUAAAACAUUUGGCUCGAAGGUGAGCAACAAAACAAAGGAUAGUCUCCGAUAUUCAACAGAGUUUAUCAUCAAAGCAAUUAGCCAUCUUUUAAAGCCCAAUGACAAGUUGCAGAACUUUCUAAAUGAAUGUCGGGAGUUCUGCCAAAACCAAGAAAUCAAAGUUAAUGAUUUGAGGGCUCUUCGUCAGCUUGAUUUUAAGAAAGGUGGCGACUGGAUUGAUCUACACUACAUCGCUAUUCAUCUCCAAGGAAAGGUGCACAGUGAACGUCCUACUCCAAGAAUGGAGACCGAGAGACGCGCUAUGAAUCUCCUCAGAUUUCUCGUAGAAAAGUACCUUGAUGGAAAUGGCGGACAGGACUGGAGGUUUUGUAUGCUGGCAGCUACGAUAUUCUCAGACAUUUCAAUGAAGAACGAGACAAAAGAAAUAAGGACAGAGGCAGGUAGCAGCUUGGUAUAUCUUCUUAAAGAUCCGAAAGUACAAAAGACCCCAGAAUGCAAGGCCAUCGUCCAGAGCCAGUCUGAGAAAGCCCUGUUCUGCCCGGAUGUAGUGACCAGGACGUUUCUGACUCAUUUUUUGAAUAAGAACACAAACCGGCAGGUUGAACUUGACACAAUACAGCACAUCAAACACCUUUCUUGGAUGUACAGGACUCAGACACUAGAAAUCAACGAUACUACCAUAAGUAAAAGCUCCACCUGCUUCGUAAAUCAUGGCAUGUUCCAGAGAAGGAAAGUGGCAGUUAAAGUUCUCUUGGUGAAAAAGCAGCAUCUCGUGGAAGAGAACCCUAACACUCCUGCUAAAGAGAGUCUAAAACGAGAAGCCGAAAACCUACGACUACUAAACGCAGCACGGCAUCCAAACUUCCCUGUUUUGUUGGCACACAACACGAAAACCCUGCCAUAUCACCUUAUUACCGCAUUUGAAAAAUCAAAGGAUCUGUUGCAGUUUCUUCAGAAGUCCCGCGGGACUAAUCCUCCUAUUCAACCUGUUCAGCUCAUUAAGAUGCUAUUAGAUGUCACUAACGCUCUCCUCUUUUUAGAAGAAAAAGGUUUGGUACACCGCGCUGUAAUGGCAGCAAACGUUCUGGUGGGAGACAGUUAUAUCUGUAAAUUGAGUGGCAUGCAACACCUUCGGCGGCUUACCAGCCAGACUGCUGAAUGUUCCGAUUCAGUGUACAGUUAUUGCUCGGCUGUUGACGGUUUCCCAGAUUUUGUAAGCUCAGUAAAUGAGGAGGAGCUUCCGAUAAGAUGGAAGGCACCAGAAGUUCUCUCAGAAUGCCGUUUUUCUACUGCCUCUGAUGUGUGGGCCCUUGGGGUCCUAAUGUACGAAGUUCUUACUUACGGGUGUCUUCCCUACGGGCUGACCUCGGACAGCGAGGAGUUGUGCUCACGAGUGAAGAAUGGUAUAGAGAUCCUGCCUUUUGAGUCGUGCUUUGAAGAAAAUGAAUAUAAGCUGAUGCAGCAGUGCUUUCAGUUCCAACGACGCAGUAGACCCCAACUACUCGAGGUCAAAAGCAGCCUUUGUGAGAUGAUCGAAAAUGCAGACGAAGAGCAAGUACGGUCUGACCCGCCACCACUCACAGCGUGCGGAAGCUUUCCUGCAAGAAAUACUGAAGAUAUAAACCGCGCUUCAGGCGCCGUUUAUGAAGAAUGUAUCGAGGAAAGCUACACUAUGCCAAAUGACCCCGUGUACGAAGAAUGUACUUCCCGGUCUGCCGAUAAAGGCCCUGAUGUGUCAAAUGGUCCUUACUAUGUACACAACUUGACGUCAGAUAAGGAGCGAGUGGAGGAAAAACUAUUCAACCGUAAUCCAUUGUUAGAUUUGGAUGAUCUUCCAAGACAAAGGCAAACGGGUCGGACUUCAGACUCUAAUGUCAUCGAGAAGAUCAAAAGAACGGCUGACCAUCACCUUAGAGAUCUCCUCACUCUCAAACAUCCAAACCUUGUUACCUUGAAAAUAGAGAAUUUGGAUUCACACUGUCCAACAGCAAAUAUUAUCACCGAAGAGGCUCCUCUUGGUAAUUUAAAGAAUUACGUUCUCGAAAAGCAAUGUCAAAUUGGUGAUAUAGUAACGUUCCUGUCUCAAGUGGCGUCUGCUAUGCACUAUCUCCAUGAAAAUCACAUUGUACACGGAGACCUCCGUGCGACGUAUGUUAACGUCGUAUCGCACGACAAGAUUACGGUUGGGCGUCUGGGUCGUUCGAAGCCUCUUAAUCCGAGUGAAUACGAUGUUACGAGCACUUCAUGCGUGGUGCAGGUCGCCAUGCAUCCGGACGCAACACGUUGGAGUGCACCAGAGGUUAUCCUGGAUGGACGCUACACGCAUGCAAGUGAUGUCUGGUCAUUUGGGAUUCUUGCAUGGGAGCUGUAUACAUCAUUCGCAAAUGGGCUAGAUGGAAGAGAUUCCUCACUACCUUUCUUUGAUUUGGACGAUCAAAAGAUAUUGCCUCACAUAAGAGACAAUGGACCACCAGAUAAACCAGAAGGCUGUCCUGAAUGGGUAUAUAUCAUUAUACAUCAGUGUUGGGCAUAUGUCGCACAGCAGCGACCUCCCUUUUUGGCCAUUUUUGAUUGCCUCACCAGCAGGGUGCCAAUGGAGUCCUGGAUUAUGAAGUUAUGGCUGAAAACUCAUGACAAAAGUGAAUGGCCAGAUUUGUCCACCUGUCAAUCACAAGAUGCUUACCAUGUAACAUGUUUGGAGCAACACCCCUCCAGUGAUAUCAUUGAGAAGAUGUGCUCACCUGACUUCUUCUCCAGGCACGAAUACAAAUACGUUUGCAGAAAUUUUGGAAUGGCAGGCGGCAAAGAUGACUACUCAGAAGCAAACGGAACGCCAGACGUGCCAUUCACGGGUGAUAUCUCACCCGUCUAUAGUAGCUGUAGUAAGGUGAAAAAAAAUCUAGAGCUUGUGCCAGUCCCUGAGCCACAAAAGGCACCAAACAACAAUGACGCAGGCUACUUAUGUCCUGUUUCAAUAACAGUUGAAGACCUGAGCUCUACUGAGAGUAACGAGGAAAACGACGCUGGUGUUGCCGAAUCCACGAGAGGCGAUGGACGGGAAAGAGUAGUUCCAGCUAAAGAGACUUUCAAUCUCCAAGUUAAAAAGGUAAAGAAAAGGUCUGGAGCACAUGGUAGCAGUGCAAUCGAUAUGAAUGGGGGCAAGGCUUCCCUGCCAGCGGAUACGCUUGCUUCGCUGUAUGUCAAUCUGGGGACUCAGCCAGAUCAACAACAUACCUCGUUGUAUCAAAACAUAGACGCAAUUCCCAAAGAGACGAGCUCUAAAAAUGAAGAAUAUGUGGAGGGAACUAAAGCGGCUUGUCCAAAUCCAACAGAGAAAAGAAACAGGGCAGUAUAUCCUAAAGUCAAGAAGGCAGAAAAUACGCCUGGACUCGAAGACCAGCUGGUCCCACCGAAUCAUCCGUUGUAUGCAAACUUGGUGGCCAGCGGUGAAUUACAGGUCACGUAUUUCGUUUAAUACGUAUAACCUUUAAUUGCGGAGCACCAUUAAAGCGCUGAAAUAACUUGAAAUUUGAAAUUCAAAUUGAUUGGGAAAAAACAUGUGUGAAAUUCCUAAGUCAUGCAUUUUCAAAGCAUUCAUGGCGUUCUGUAGAUAAUAUGAAGAUUUCUUGCAAAGUCCCUUUUAGCAUUGUCAAUCAUGCCUGCGUUGUAUCUCAAACUUACAGAGGUAUGGCCGUUUUCAUAAGGACCCUUACUUUUAGUAGUUUCAAAGGGAACGAUUUCAAUUUUCAAUUUUCCCCAGUAGAUUACAAAAUCAAAAUUUCGGACAUAACACUCAGUGAGACCAUACCUCUGCUCGGCUACAAGUCUGUCAUAAGCAUUAUACAUAUUACCGAUUCAGUGAAGAGUGUAUAGGUAUAUACAUAUAUGCAUGCAUAUAAGGUAUAUGCAUCAAAUAUAUCCAUUUUAAAGAAAAUCAUUACGGCACUGAAAAUACUGAGGAAAGUAGCAACGUAUUUCAACACACUGAAUGUACGAGGACUUAAAUUUUCAAUUUCUUGUCUCUUUUUUAGAGCAGAUGUAGUGAUUAUUUUUUAGUUACUUUUAUAUUCUUAUAUACAUUGAACGAUUUAAAUUUUCAAACUUUGAGGAAUAGAGUCGAACUUUUCCCCUAACUAACACUGUCCACAUCACAUCUUUUUGUGGAAACAAGAGUUGCAUAAAACGAGAACUCUUUUUCAAAAUCCGUAGUAAUUGCACCUACUAUAGUGAAAUACUGGAUUGUUCCACGCGAAAAAGAAACCUCCUCAAAGCAGCAGCCUUAUUCAUGUGCGCUACUAAAAAUCGCGGCAAUUCUUUACGAAGUAGAAACCAAACUAUUAGAGUGGACUUAAAUCAUAUAACAAACCAGACUAAUUUAGGCUUUAUUGCCUAAUUUACACACCUUUUGGAGUACUUUAGAUGUACUUGCACCCUAAGUCUACUGGAUUACUUGUCAGCCUGAACAAAGCAUAAUUACUCAUAUUCCACAAGAUGACCAUUAACUUUUAGAAGGUUCGAUAGACGCAGAGACUCCCUUGUUUGAUGAACUAAUCAAUUUUUGGAUUUAGUAAUGAUAGCACAACUGAUGGCGACAGAUUUUAUAAUUAUGAUAAUAAAUACUCUUUUUGUGUUUAAUGACGUUCGUUAUAGUUCGAUUGUGCAUUGC